Molecule: messenger RNA, 999 nt
Organism: Clavispora lusitaniae ATCC 42720
Lineage: Eukaryota; Fungi; Ascomycota; Pichiomycetes; Serinales; Metschnikowiaceae
Cellular component (GO): Prp19 complex; U2-type catalytic step 2 spliceosome; U2-type catalytic step 1 spliceosome
Molecular function (GO): U6 snRNA binding; pre-mRNA binding
Source: RefSeq, a predicted model, not a curated record
AUGGAAGAUUUCCCCAUUGUCUGCAGCCAAUGCUUGGGUGAUAAGGAACAUAUAAAGAUGGUUCGUCAACCUGCUGGCGAAGAAUGCAAACUCUGUACAAGGCCUUUUACCGUGUUCCGCUGGAAUAUCCUGCAAGAGCAGAAACAACUGAAAAAGACCAUAUUCUGCAAAACAUGUGCGCAGAGCAGGAACUGUUGUCAGUCUUGCAUGCUUGAUGUGACGUAUGGCAUUCCUUUAGAGAUCAGAGACGCUGCGUUGAAGAUGGCUGGAAUUCGCAAUGAAUGGGCGCCAGCAACUUCAACGCUGAAUCGAGAAGUCAAGGCAAUUGUGGCGACCAAACUAGAGGCCAAGCAAAAGAAAGAAGAAACGGAUUUGGAAAAACAGCGAGAAAAGGCCAAGGCCGUGUUGGAGUUGCUCGCGUCAAAGAUAUCCAGUGGAGCUAUUCAGCCUAAAACCUCCAAAGUGAAGCGGAACGAUGUUCCCAAUAGAGAGGUGUCCAAGAUUGUGGCAAAGCUCCCGUUUGGCGGAAAUUUGGAUGUUCCUGAAGAUGGAACCGCAAAAUCCUUUUUUGUUUUCGGCUUCAGCCCUGAAAUGCCCCAGUACGUGCUUUCGUCCUACUGUGAAAAAUUCGGCACUCUAAGUGCGGUCAAGGUGGUUCACCGGGCCCAAUGUGCAUACGUGACGUUUCUGAAACGAGCUGCGGCGGAAUCUUUUGCCCAAGCUGUGAGUGAAAAUGGCUUGAACGCAAACAAAAGCACAGCAGGUCUUCUAAUUCUUGAACGGUAUCCAGUGCGAGUUGCGUGGGGAAACCCACGGCCACUUGGUACUACCAAUGACGAGCAUAGUAAGAUUUCCAUGGUGGUGGCAAAAGUCAUGGGCCAAUUAGCAGAUAAAGACAAUGGGGUGAAGCACAAUGGAGCGAAAGAUAAUGGAACCAAACAGAAAAAGAAGACGGAACAAAAACGGUACAAGGCAGCAAGCGAAGACCUUGAGUUGUGA